Molecule: messenger RNA, 2047 nt
Organism: Drosophila ananassae
Lineage: Eukaryota; Metazoa; Arthropoda; Insecta; Diptera; Drosophilidae
Gene: SmydA-4
Product: SET domain-containing protein SmydA-8
Exons: 5
Coding region: 392-1978 (528 amino acids)
Molecular function (GO): protein binding
Source: RefSeq, a predicted model, not a curated record
ACAACUCGACAGUUGCAAUUUGUGCGUCGUGUGGUUCGAACAGCGCGUGGCCAGAAUUCAUUGGCUUUGUUUUCCGAUUUUUGUCGCAUUUUUCUCGGAUUUUUCAUUUUCCAUUUUCCUCGGUUUUCCCCCUUGUUCCCCUUGACUGGCACAAUUUGAUUCGCGCGGCGCCAUUUACAAGCGUAAUUAAUUGACAAGUUGUUAAACAUGUCUAUUAAAUACCGACCAUACCUUUAAAUAACUCUUCUCUCGGCCGUCGCCGUCCACUGCCGCGUUAAAAUUAUCAAUUAAAAUCAAUUAACGUUGCACCAGCAACCAAAUAAAUGAAAUAAAAUCAAAUUUAAAUUUAAAUACCAAAUACAAAUAAAAUAAAAAUCUGCCGGGAGUCGGGAUGCCGGGGAGAAAAAAAAAUAAUCACCAUCACAAGAACAAAAAGCACCAGAAGUCGCACCACAAAGAGCGGAAUCCCGAAAAGGAACAGGAGGAGGAUGAACAGGAGCAGGACCAGGAACAGGAGUCACCUUUCCGCAUCGAACAUUCGGAUAUUUAUGGAAGAUACUUGGUGGCCAGUCGGCAGCUGGAGGCGGGAGAGCUCCUCAUCACCGAGGAGCCACUGGCCAUAGGGCCCUGUGUUAGCGGAGAUCCUGUGUGCCUGGGCUGCUACCAGCCCGUGUCCUUAGAUUCCACUCAGUACCGAUGUCCUGGCUGCCAGUGGCCAUUGUGCCGCGACAGCUGUCCGGGAAUCCAUCAGCCGCAUGGCCACACUUCAGAGGAGUGCCAACUGUACGGCGAGAGGAGAGCGGUGGCCGCCGGACUGCUCACGGAUCGCACCGGUCCGGCGGAAGUGCGUGAUCUCUACGAGCUGGUCAUGAUCGUUCGCAUCCUUCUGCUCCGCCAGCGUGAUCCGGAGCAGUUUGCGGCCAUCGAACGGAUGGAAUCGCACACCGAGGAGCGUCGCAAGAACCAGGUCCUGUGGCAGCACUACGAACAGAAGGUGGUGCAGCGUCUGAGGGAGGUGUGGCAGCUGGAGGACCUCCAGCCGGAGCAGAUCCAUCAGGUGUGCGGGAUAUUGGAUGUUAACUGCUUCGAAAUUGGACAGAAUGGGGCCAAGGCGCGGACGUUAUAUCCGAGCGCCUUCCUGCUCGCGCACGACUGCUCCCCGAAUACGGCGCACACCGAUCACCCGGAGUCCUACGCCAUCAUUUUGAGGACAUCGCGGCGCGUGCGCGAGCGGGAAGCCCUCACGCUCAGCUAUGCGUACACGCUCCAGGGCACCCUCAAGCGGCGCUCCUUCAUGCACGAGGGCAAGCUCUUCUGGUGCGUCUGCCAGCGCUGCUCCGAUCCCCGGGAGCUCGGCUCCGACUGCAGUGCCCUUGUUUGCCCUGUUUGCCGCCAGGGGUCGCUGCGCGCCCAGGAGCCACUCAAUCAGGAAGGCAGUUGGGGCUGCGAUAAAUGUGAUCACAAAAUGCUGGCCAAGGACCUAGAAAGUCGUCUAGAUCGGAUCAACAAUGAUCUGGAGGCCAUAGACGUUCAUGAUAUACCAGGCCUGGAAAACUUUUUAGUACGUUAUCGAGAGGUCCUGCGUCCGAAUCACUACCUCCUGUUGUCGGCCAAGUACUCGUUGUGUCAGAUAUACGGCCGGAUAGAAGGGUACUUGUUGCCGCAGAUGUCGCCGGAGGAUAUAGCCCGGAAGGAGAGAUAUUGCCGUGAGUUCCUGGAAAUUAUUGAUCUCCUAGAGCCAGGACUUACAAGAUUAAGAGGACUCAUUAUGUAUGAACUGCAUGCUCCUGUGAUGGUCUUGGCCCAAAUGGCCCUCCAGACUGGGAAGAUCUCGCGGCAGGAGUUCCAGCGCCGCCUCAAGGAAGUCGUCAGGCUUCUGCAGAACAGCAGGGAUAUCCUUUGCCUGGAACCAGAAGGAUCCAACGAACAUGAAAUGGGAAAAGCAGCCGCCGAUGCUCUCAGCAAAAUGGGUUGCUAAAUUAUAUAUUUUUUUUAUUAAAAGUUUGACUGAAAAAUAAUAAAAAAAAAAACUUUUUUUUAAUAGUAA